CUGCCUGUGUCACAUGGAAGCACAGUAGCUGAGUCGAGGGGAUGCGAGCAGAGAUGGAGGGGGCUUGAGGAACUGUGGAGGAAAAACCUGGCCCUUGGAGAUAAUAGUGGAGAUACAGCCGCGGCAGCAGAAAGGCAGGUUAACACUUCCCAGCCUCCCUUCUGGCUGGGGAGCAGAGGAGCACGGACAGGGCGCACGAGGGGGUCAGCGGGCGCUCGAAGGAUGCCACAUGCAAUAUGGUGCAUUCCUGUUUUGUGAAGCCCAGGGAAGCCAAGUUAUCGCCUUUGAUUGAUUAUGCUCGCGGGGAGCGGCCGGUCCGAGGGGAAGCAGACACUGAAGGAAGCGACCGGGGUUGACGCUGCGCCUCCCAAAAUCUCUGAGCUGAAUCCCAGUGAGACCGUGGCACUUCCCGGCGUGCAUGAGUGUAAGGGUGUGAGUGUGAGUGUGUGUGAGAGCAAGUGAGCGCCAGCGCUCCCACAUGGCCUCCAUGCAGGACGGGCUGAACUUCACGGCUCCUCCCUACGGCAAGGUCCUGCUGCUGGGUGCUAUCGCUGCUGCCUCAGCCUUUGUAGUUACGAUCCUUAUUGUGGUGCUCUGCGUGGGCUGCCAGAGGAAGGGGAAGACACACAAUGUCCCCGGCGAGGGUGGAAAACACCGCCUCAUGGACAUGGGUAUACUCAGGCAGUCGAAGCUGCGGUCCAUCAAGGCAUCUAAAAAGAAAAGGCUAGCCAGCACGGACCUUCUGCUGCUGCCCAGCCGCCGGUCUAACUCUGACCUUCGUUCUCAAGGCAGGCAGCUUCCCCAGAUCCCCUCUGGGACUGGAGAGGACGGCGAGCACACUUACUCUGAAGUGGGCCGGCGCUCCUCCACUUCACGUACUGAUGAUGCCCUCUACGCCAUGGUAGGCAGGGCCGGUCAGACAGACACUCCGGCCCCUCCGGCCGUCCCUGCCAACACCCCGGCGCCCCCAGACCCAGACGGCGAUGUGGAAGGAGGGCUCCCCGAACCUGAGGCCCAGGUCAUGACACCCCCUCACCCUCCGGAGACGGCCGAGUACGCCUGCGUCAGGAAGCUGAGGAAAGCAGAUAAGGCGCCUCAAAAGAGGGACAGCGGGACGGAUAUGGGAGAACCACCGGCACCGCCUCCAAGACAUGCCCCGCCUUCACAUCCAGCUCCUCCUCCACCACACCCUCACAGCACCAAGUUGCCCCGUAGAAACGUCGAGGCCUUCAAUGUCCCGUCCUUCCCAAAGGAAGUGAUGUUUAUGGGCAACGGAGAGCAGUACAUCUGGAAGCCUCCAGAGGAUGAUGACAUGCUCAUGCUCCAAAAUAAAGCCCUGGGCCCGCUGAGUGCUCACACAGUGGAGAAUAUACAGCCGUCUGCUGCUGCGGUGGCCGAGAUGUACUCUAAGGUGUGUAAACCAGGAAAGAAGAAGAGAGCUGUGCCGGGGUCUCCCCCAGCCAACCCCGGCUUCCGGACCUUGGGUCGAGGUGACCGGGACCGAGACCGGGAUGGGGGGUUUAGUGUAGUGGUCAAACCCCAGACGUGGGCACCUCAAGAGGGCAAAGCAGUUGGUGGGCCCCUUGACGACCACUGCUACGAGUCCAUUGGGACAGAGGAGUGUGAUCUGGCCUAUGAGAACAUGGAAGGCGGAGGCGCCUGGAAGCGAGAGAGACCCCCUAACAUGUGUGCCACCCUGCGGCCAAGGAGGAAGAAAGCCCAGCAGCCCUUGCAGCAGCAGCAGCCCCCUCCACCGCCACCAACGCAGCAGACACCCAAGUUACAGCACCUGCCUGCCAAAGCCCUUCUGCUGCCGGGGGAGAACCUGUACGAGAGCAUCGGCGACCUGAAGCAGGGCUCUGCCACCUCCAGCACCACCACCAUCUUCACCUUCAACGAUGGCAUGGAGAUGUACGUAACAGGGCUCUGAGGCAGCGGCUGCACUGUGACCCCCUAUCCUUCCAACACAAGGAGCUGAGCUAAUGCCACAAGGAGUGACGGCUGAGCCCCUGUCAUGCUCACCCACACAU
This is a messenger RNA of Haplochromis burtoni (Burton's mouthbrooder), 2030 nucleotides long. RefSeq lists its product as uncharacterized. Bases 479 to 1930 code for a protein of 483 amino acids. Gene Ontology annotation, cellular component: membrane raft; plasma membrane. Lineage: Eukaryota; Metazoa; Chordata; Actinopteri; Cichliformes; Cichlidae. The record is from RefSeq and is a predicted model, not a curated record. The transcript is spliced from 7 exons. Gene Ontology annotation, biological process: B cell receptor signaling pathway; intracellular signal transduction; negative regulation of T cell activation.